Ilex paraguariensis (yerba mate) is the source of this 537-nucleotide messenger RNA. The record is from the annotation of a GenBank genome assembly. NCBI's taxonomy places the organism in Eukaryota, Viridiplantae, Streptophyta, Magnoliopsida, Aquifoliales, Aquifoliaceae.
AUGCUCCGAUUCGUCGACGAGAUUAGAUUCUUCUCAAGCUAUACCCAACAUAUAUGCAUAAGCAACAGUGCCGGUGAGGUUCUAGUCAACAUCUACCAGCUGCCACAAAGGAAUGUCCAUGUCAUUCUCAACGGAGUUGAUGAGACAAAGUUUGUGUAUGACCCAGAAGCCGGUGCGCAAUUUCGUCGAAAACAUGAUGUGCCCUACAAUGUCAGCCUAGUAAUGGGAGUUGCAGGGAGGUUGGUCAGAGACAAAGGACACCCACUACUCUAUGAAGCCUUCUCAUCAAUAACCAAGCACCAUCCUGGUUCAGGUCCAUGGGGAAGAAGGUAUGCAGAACUAGGCCUAAAUGUGAAAAUUAUAGGCGAAUUGAAUCCAUCGGAGCUGGCUGAAUUCUACAACGCCCUCAACGUGUUUGUGAACCCGACGCUGAGACCUCAAGCGCUUGAUCUUACAUUGAUGGAACCAAUGCAUUGUGGGAAGCCAGUUCUGACCCCAAAUUAUCCGAGCAUAACCGGAACAGCAGUUUUAAACUAA